CUCCCGAAGCAAAGCAAGACAGCUCCCUCCCUCUCUAUCUCUCCCUCUCUUUUUGCUCUCCGGCUGAAAGCUUUACCUUACGCCACUGCUUCUCUCUCCUCUCUCAGUCUGUUUCUCUCUCUAAAACCUCCAGACGUGACAUCCUCCAAUGGCUUCCGUGACAAGGGCAGCAGCGUUUUAGCUCCCUCGAUAUCUCCCCCUCUCUGUGUAACUCGGCAAUGGCGGGGUUGCUCGUGAGCUCCGCCGCAGCUCAUGUCCUGCUCCUCAUCUCAGCGACGACGCUGCUUGGUGGUGUGCUGGUCGGCUCGGAGCCGACUCAGGACAAGCAAGCUCUCCUUGCUUUCCUCUCCCAGACGCCUCACGCGAGCCGACUCCAGUGGAAUGCUUCCAGCUCGGCCUGCAAUUGGGUCGGAGUGGAGUGCGACCCGACCCGGUCCUACGUCUACUCCCUCCGGCUCCCGGGGGUAGGCCUCGUGGGCCCCAUCCCUCCCGCCACACUCGGCCGCCUCAGCCAGCUCCGGAUCCUAAGCCUCCGCUCCAAUCGGCUCACCGGCGAGCUCCCCUCCGACCUCUCCAACCUCACUCUCCUACGCAACCUCUAUCUCCAGGGCAACGCCCUCUCCGGCGGGUUCCCGACGAGCCUGACCCAGCUCCCCCGCCUCGGCCGCCUCGACCUGUCCUCCAACAACUUCACGGGACCGAUCCCUUUCUCCGUCAACAAUCUGACCCACCUCACCGGCCUCUUCAUACAGAACAACCAGUUCUCCGGCGCUCUCCCCAGCAUCAACCCUCCGGGGCUCGACGCCUUCAAUGUCUCCAACAACCGCCUCAACGGCUCGAUCCCGGCCUCUCUGGCUAAGUUCCCCGCCUCUUCGUUCGCCGGGAACCUCCAACUCUGCGGCGGCCCUCUGCCCUCGUGCUCACCGUUCUUCCCGUCACCCGCCCCGUCCCCGUCCAUAAGCCCGAACCCGCCAAUUCCCGUCCAGAAGACGAAGAAGUCCAAGAAGCUGGCCACGGGGCUGAUCAUUGCAAUCGCAGUCGGGGCAGCUCUGAUCGGGUUCUUGCUGCUGAUGUUCCUGAUAGUCUGUCUCAGGCGGCGGCGGGGGAGGCAGGCUUCGAAGACGCCCAAGCCCGCGGGGGCAGCCGCAGCAGGGGCAGCGGGUGCGGCGGCGGCGGGGGGGUCCUUCGAGGCAGGGACGUCGUCGUCAAAGGAGGACAUCACGGGGGGUUCAGUGGAGGCGGAGAGGAACAGGCUAGUGUUCUUCGAGGGCGGGGGAUACAGCUUCGACCUGGAGGACCUGCUGAGGGCGUCGGCGGAGGUGCUGGGGAAGGGGAGCGUGGGGACGUCGUACAAGGCAGUGCUGGAGGAAGGGACGACGGUGGUGGUGAAGCGGCUGAAGGACGUGGGGGUGGGGAAGAGGGAGUUCGAGGGGCAGAUGGGGGUGCUGGGGAAGGUGAAGCACGACAAUGUGGUCCCACUGAGGGCAUUCUACUUCUCCAAGGAUGAGAAGCUCCUCGUCUUCGAUUACUACCCCGCCGGCAGCCUGUCCGCUCUUCUCCACGGCACUAGAAGCUCGGGCCGUACGCCACUGGACUGGGACAACAGGCUCAGAAUCGCGAUCACUGCUGGGAGGGGCCUUGCAUACCUCCACGAGUCGAGCAAAGUGGUCCAUGGCAACAUCAAAUCGUCCAAUGUCCUUCUCGGGCCUGACCAGUCGGGCCGGGUUUCAGAUUUCGGGCUAAAUCCACUAUUCGGCACCGCCACCCCUCCGAACCGGAUGGCAGGGUACCGGGCUCCCGAGGUGUUGGAGACCCGUAAGGUCACGUUCAAAUCUGACGUGUACAGCUUCGGAGUUUUGCUGCUCGAACUGCUGACGGGCAAGUCACCCAACCAGGCCUCUCUUGGGGAUGAGGGGAUCGACCUCCCCAGGUGGGUCCAGUCGGUUGUGCGAGAGGAAUGGACAGCCGAGGUUUUCGACGUGGAGCUGAUGAGGUACCAUAACAUCGAGGAAGAGAUGGUGCAGUUGCUUCAGAUCGCCAUGUCAUGCGUCGCCACCGUACCGGACCAGAGACCAAACAUGGCAGAGGUAGUCCGCAUGAUGGAGGACAUGAACCGGGGUGAGACUACUGAUGACGGGCUACGGCAGUCAUCCGAUGAUCCAUCCAAAGGAUCGGAUGGCCAAACCCCGACAACCGAAUCGAGGACCCCACCUAUAGGAGUCACCCCUUAAAACAGCAAAUAUUCAAAAGUAUUAACUCCCGGGAAGUGUGGGCAUGGAGGGCGUAAAUAAUGAAAUUCGAGUGUCCUCUUUUUUUUUUUUUUUGUUGGUCCGAUUAGAUUACGAGGGUAUCAAUUCUUUCUACAUUUUCGUCUCUGUUUUUACUCUUUUUCUCAAGAAAUCUCAUUUUUUCCCCCUUUUUCUCUAUUUUCUCUUUUUUUUAGUCUUUGUUAUUGUUAUUACUUAUUAUUAUUACGAUUAUUAUUUUUUGGGUCACAGCUGAGCUGGGGGGAAUUGCAUCGAUAGAGAGGGGGGUGGUGGUGGAGGUGUUGGUAGUGGUGGUGGUUUGAAAUGGAGAAGGGAACCAUUUAGAUUUGAUGGCAUAUUUGCAGUCUUUGUUUAUUUAAUUCUUCUUUUUCCCCCCUGAAAAUGAUUCUCUUUAGUCGACAAAUUGCAAUGUCUUUGUACGUUUACUCCGUGGAUGUUCUAACAUUUCAUGUGAAUUGUUUUGCCUUUAAUUAUUGGUAGUUUAUGUCGCGAUGCAAUGUAGACAAAAACCGAAUUUUGACUA
Punica granatum (pomegranate) is the source of this 2790-nucleotide messenger RNA. Lineage: Eukaryota; Viridiplantae; Streptophyta; Magnoliopsida; Myrtales; Lythraceae. The record is from RefSeq and is a predicted model, not a curated record.